Messenger RNA from Oncorhynchus masou masou (cherry salmon), 4169 nucleotides. Its product is annotated as vasoactive intestinal polypeptide receptor-like. Gene Ontology annotation, biological process: adenylate cyclase-modulating G protein-coupled receptor signaling pathway; cell surface receptor signaling pathway. The record is from RefSeq and is a predicted model, not a curated record. Gene Ontology annotation, cellular component: plasma membrane. Lineage: Eukaryota; Metazoa; Chordata; Actinopteri; Salmoniformes; Salmonidae. The transcript has 12 exons. Gene Ontology annotation, molecular function: peptide hormone binding; G protein-coupled peptide receptor activity; vasoactive intestinal polypeptide receptor activity. The coding region runs from base 1 to 1152 and encodes 383 amino acids.
AUGUUUCCCGUGUUUGCAGAGACCGCAUUCACGGUAACCUGUUACACCUGUCCUCUUUGUCGUCUCGGUAACCUGUCGAAGACCUGCACCAGUGAUGGCUGGUCUGAGGUUAGCCCUGCUUCCUAUGCACUGAAUUGUGGGUACAACGCCAACGUCACCAAAGUUGAUGAUGAUGACAUGGAGGAGUUCUACUGGGCAGUGAAAGUAGGCUACACUAUCGGACACAGUCUCUCUCUCAUCUCCCUCACUAUCGCUAUCGUCCUACUCUGCACUUUUAGGAAGUUGCACUGCACCAGAAACUACAUCCACAUGAACCUGUUUGUGGCGUUCAUACUGAAAGCCAUUGCCGUCUUCAUCAAAGAUGUGGUUUUGUACGAGGUCGGGGAGUCUGACUGUCAACCUGAAACUGUGGGAUGUAAGGCAGGGGUUGUCUUCUUCCAGUACGGCAUCAUGACCAGCUACUUCUGGCUAUUGGUCGAAGGCCUCUACGUCCACACCCUAUUGGCUGUCUCCUUCUUCUCCGAGAGGAAGUACUUCUGGUGGUAUAUUCUGAUUGGCUGGGGAGCGCCAACUGUUUUCAUCACAGCUUGGGUCAUUACAAAGGCUUAUUUAAAACACUCUGGGUGUUGGGACAUUAUUAACGACCAUCCCUGGUGGAUCAUCAAAAUGCCAAUAUUACUGACCAUACUGGUCAACUUCAUCCUGUUCAUCUGUAUAAUCCGGAUUCUGCGUCAGAAAAUGAAUUGCAGAGACAUCGGAAGGAAGGAAUCUCAUCAAUACUCGAGGUUGGCUAAAUCCACACUACUGUUGAUACCUCUGUUCGGAAUCAACUACAUCAUCUUUGCCUUCAUCCCUGAAGACAUCAACACGCGAAUCAGGAUGGUCAUUGACUUGAUUCUAGGAUCCUUCCAGGGGUUUGGGGUUGCAGUCCUGUAUUGUUUCCUAAAUGGAGAGGUGCAGGGGGAGGUGAAGCGUAAGUGGCGACGAUGGCACAUGCAAAGAUUUCUGGGUAAAGGAGACACCAAAUACCAGCAGCCCCAGUAUCUGGGUAGCAACGGUAACAACUUCAGCACCCAGAUCACCAUGCUGACCAGGUGUAGCCCCAUCACACGUCGAGCUUCCGACUGCCAGGAACACUUCUCUGCUAUCUGAGCCCAGUUCUGGGUGGUAACAGAGGGCAGAGAAGAGGAGGCAACAGAGAUGAGCUGCACUGAAGCGCUGUUUAGUAUUCAGUCAGCACAGUAGAGACCACCAGCCAACCACACACAACAACAGCAAUGAUAGGCUUAGAUCAGGAAAGCCGUGGACCAAUUUAACACAAUUUAUUUAGCUUAUUUUUUGUUUAAUUUAGGAAAUCAGUUGCCAAGUAUUCACACAAAAAAAGAGAGAGACAUCAUGUCUCAAUAUAAUCAAGGUAUGAAAUUAUUGUUAUUUUCAAAAUGUCUUUUUGGGCUUAGUUGUGGUUGCAGUGUACACAUUUUUACAUGGGGCAGCAGGUAGCCUAGCGGUUAGAGAGAAGCGAGCCAGCAACCGGAGGGUUGCCAGUUCGAAUCCCGUGUCUGACGGGAAAAAUCUGGGCUGAAAAUGUGAGCUGGCAACCGGAGGGUUGCUGGUAUCAACACACGUAACCCCCCACAACAACAGCUCCCCAGGCACUCAGUGUGGCAGCCUCGACACCUCCAAAACCUGUAUACUGUAUGUAUGUAUGUACGUAUGUGUGUCUUUCGGAGGGGUUGGGUUAAAAGCGGAAGUUACAUUUCGGUUAGACGUUGUCUGACCAAUUGACGAAUAAAGUGAUCUAAAGAUUCACAACUAUGUUCCGGUACUCCAACCAGCCGCAAUGACAAAAACCAGCCCGUGGCUAAAUCUAGUUCCUGGUCUACACUAUGUGUUAAAUCAAAAAAAAACUUCCAGUUCAAAUCACCAUUGGAUAUAUCUGUGUGUGUAUUGUGUGUUGUGUUAGUCCGUGUGGCAGAGUUGAAGUCAAUUCCAUUUUAAUUCUUGUCAAUUCAGAAAGUAAAACCAAAUUCCAAAUUUUAAUCAUGGAAAACCAUUCAAGAGAAUUGGAAUUUCAGUGUACUUCCUGAAUGACAAAUGGAAUUGACCCCAACUCUGCUGUGUGACUUGAGAUAAUUGUAACUUUACAUUGGUCUCAUAAGCUAGCUACAGAAGCCUGUUCCCAGAUCUGUAACAUACUGUAUGUGCUUUAGCCAACUUCUUUGUCAUACAUGUUUGACAUGACAACAAAUGAACAUGAACAGAGAAGUUGGCUAACAGAAGAGCAACAGUUUAUGAGCUACGACUAGGUAUUAGGCUAGGAGCUAGGACUGGGUAACAGGCUAGGAGCUAGGAGCUGGGUAACAGGCUAGGAGCUAGGACUGGGUAACAGGCUAGGAGCUAGGACUGGGUAACAGGCUAGGAGCUAGGAGCUGGGUAACAGGCUAGGAGCUAGGACUGGGUAACAGGCUAGGAGCUAGGACUGGGUAACAGGCUAGGAGCUAGGACUGGGUAACAGGCUAGGAGCUAGGACUGGGUAACAGGCUAGGAGCUAGGACUGGGUAACAGGCUAGGAGCUAGGACUGGGUAACAGGCUAGGAGCUAGGACUGGGUAACAGGCUAGGAGCUAGGACUGGGUAACAAGCUAGGAGCUAGGACUGGGUAACAGGCUAGGAGCUAGGACUGGGUAACAAGCUAGGAGCUAGGAGCUGGGUAACAGGCUAGGAGCUAGGAGCUGGGUAACAGGCUAGGAGCUAGGAGCUGGGUAACAGGCUAGGAGCUAGGACUGGGUAACAGGCUAGGAGCUAGGACUGGGUAACAGGCUAGGAGCUAGGACUGGGUAACAAGCUAGGAGCUAGGACUGGGUAACAAGCUAGGAGCUAGGACUAGGUAACAAGCUAUGAGCUAGGAGCUGGGUAACAGGCUAGGAGCUAGGAGCUGGGUAACAAGCUAGGAGCUAGGACUGGGUAACAAGCUAGGAGCUAGGACUAGGUAACAAGCUAGGAGCUAGGACUAUAGGUAACAGGUUAGGAGCAAGAGUGAUUGACUGGCUGUGCUGGCCAGUUCGCGGUACUCAACUUUAGAGUUACACGUUGUCGACGUGGCAGCAUCUACAUUGGAAGGAUCUCAAAGUGAAAUGUUAUCCACGUGGUCUAGUCUAUAUUGGAAGCAUCUGGUCUCGUCCCUUAUCUAUCUAGUAUCCAGCUGGCCAUGAUCAACCAUUGAUGAAGACACUUUUAUGUACCAGAAUUAUGUUGGUUUGAAACAUAGCUGGAUAACAUUCCAAGAAAAGAAGCUUAUAGUUUUCAUAGAAUUUAUGUGCGGGAUUGAAGCGCAAGAUGUUUUCAUUGUAAGGCAGAGUCUCUUAGUGCGUAGUUUGGUGUGUAGACAGUCAGGUAUUUUUAAGUCUUGCUCUUACAUUCCCCUCAACCCCCCCCCCCAUUUAAAAAAAAUAGCCAAUAGUUUUGAGUUUCACUACAGAUGUACCUGUAUGUGUUUUUCAUUAAAGACGUAAACUUAUCCACUAAAGAUCAUAAGUGGGAAGACCAGGCGGUUAGCCAUGGUGUUUAGCCAUAUGGUGAAGUAGUGAUGGGGGCGUAAAAUGUUUAAAAGUUUCCUCCCAUAGCUCCUAACCUGUUGCCACCUCUACGAGGUAAGAUAUCUCAUUUCAAUGGGUACUGAAUUGUUUCCCACUUGGUUUCUAAAACCUUUCAGAAAUCUGUGUUGUUUACCUUGUUGUAUUUCAUUGUACAUGUGAAUACGUGAAUGUACCUCUCACUAAAAAAUGUCAUACAAUUGUUCCAGCUAUGGGCGAAGCUACAUAUACAGUAGGAAUGAAGUACAUGUUUUAUCAUGUGUUUUAUUGUGGUUAUUUUACAGUUCUCAGGUGUUGACUGGAUUUCAAUGCAUAUCAUGUAUUAUGUCAUUCUUUUUUAAGUUUGUAUUUGUGUUACGUGUUCAGUUGUAUUAUUUUAAACACACUGUCUUGAUAUUCUCAGUCAUUUGAUAGGAUAUCGUCAAGAAUAACUAUGUUUGUUUGACAUUCUAUGGAAUGCUUUGGAACAUUCCGAACAACACAAAAAAGUGUGGUGUAAGCAAAGUGUUUUGUAAAUAUUGUGCAAUUCUGCUUUUGGAUUCAGUUUAAAUGAUGUUCUAGUAAAGACAGAAGCAAU